AUGCUUCGUCAUGAUAAACGAGACGAAGAAGCGGGUGGUCCCGGUCUAGGAAUUUUGAAGACGCGCAAACGUACUCGAAGGGCUGGCGAUGGCACGAUUGUUGUUCGCCCAUCACAGCGAGAGAUCAGAUCAGCGGCACUAUCUGCAAACUCCACUGCAAGCUCCGAUCGGGGAAUGACUGAAGAUGGUGAAGAUUUUGCGGACCAGGAACCUCUGUCACCCCCUGUUUCUGGCACGGAUCCAACUUCCCUCUCCAUCGAUGAGAAUGAUCCAUUCCUUGCACCGAUGAUGCCAGCAGGGCCAUUUGAGCCAUACGUUGAGCCAAUGCCUGGGCAAUUUGAUGCAGCAGAUGGAUCUUUCAGUGUUGGCCUGGACGGCAUGGGAGACUUCUUUGGAAUGGAUACAGCAACCGAUUUCAAUCUUCCUUUUGCCGCAACCUGUAACUAUAACUGGUUGUUUGAUGUCGCCUCUCUUGACGAUGCUUUCCAUCAUUUCGAUUUCCCCUUGGGAUUUGACACUGGGCCAUUCUCAGACGGAAUGGAAUCAUUUAAUACCCCCGGAAAUGACAAAUACGACGGUCCUUCAGCUCUAUUGGAGGUUGCCUCCAUGAUGAACAAAAAUCACAACGCAGAAGAGGUAUUAACAAAUGUUCUGCCGGACCUUGUGGAGAUGGAUUGGAUGUCAGGAUCAUCUUACUUGGGGUCCAACCCACCCCAGCGCCUACCACGACUGAGCGAAGAUGCUAGAACAGGGAUCCUAUCCAUUGUGAUUCAAACAGAUCCUAUGGGUAUUGAUGGACAGCCGAUGACAUUGCAUUCACCAUUGCUUACUCUGGGCGCACUGCAGAAUUACAGCGAUUUAUUCUUUACCCGUUUCAAUGUGACCUACCCGCUUAUUCACCAGCCAACAUUCAAUCCAAGUAUGGUCGAUCCUAUUCUACUCGCAUCAAUUAUUUUUAUGGGGGCGACUUAUAGCAGUCGCGAGGCACAUCAACUGGCUGUGGGGGUUCACGAUAAACUUCGAAUCCAACUUCUCGGUCAUCCAGAUUUUUCGACCCAGCCCGACCUUUGGGUAAUACAGACAAUGCUUCUAAUUGACUGUUUUGGAAAGAUGAGAGCGGGUCCGAAACAGAGAGAAAAGGCCCAGCUUUUCCACUGUGUUUUGAUCAAACUCAUUCGUCGUAGUAGCUGCUGCAAUAUUCAAGACUCGUCCCAUUUGGCUCAAUUAGAAGACUUAGAGCAAGCAUGGAGGCAGGCCAUGGAGCUUGAACAAAGGAAGCGACUUGGCAUGAUUUGUUUCAUGUGGGAUACGCAACAUGCGGUCUUAUUUUCACAGUCACUCUGCAUGUCUGCUUUUGAGAUCAGAUCGUCACUACCUUGUAGUAGUGCCGCAUGGGAGGCAUCGUCGGCCCGAGAAUGGGCCCAGUUAGCCAUUCGCGAAAAAAGUCGCCCAUUCCUGCCUGUUUUGAAGGGAUAUAUCACACCACAAGCUUUGCCUCGUCCUCGUGAUCUCAAUGCACUCGGUCGCACGGUCAUCUUGCAUGGUUUGAUGUCUGUUUCAGCAGACCUUAAACGUCGUGAUCAAACUACACUUCGAUCGGAAACACCCGAAAGAGUUGGAGCUUGGACUCCUCGCAUGAGUCGCUCGUAUGAUCUUUGGAAGGUGGACUUUGACGCUGAUUGUCUUUCUAUGAAGUUGGCCCAAACAGCAGAUCCCCGGCGUUUUACUGGCCUUAAGAUGGCCGCAAAUUCCCUCUACCAUGCCGCAUGUCUUGCCUUGAACGUGGAAGUGUUAGAUUUACAGAUCGUUGCAGGUGCAGACCAGAUACUCGGGCGCACUAUUACCCCAGCUGAUCAAUCGCGAUCUCAGCGUAAUAUUCUUCGUUGGCUACAUGAAGACUCCGGGGCAUCAUCCGCUGCUGCACGACAUUCGUCUACUCUACUUCAGGAUGCUGUUCUCAGUCUUCAUGACUGGGACCAGACUGAUGCAUUUCACUUUCCAUGGUGCUUGUACUUGGCGACUUUAGCUUGCUGGGUUUUCCAUCGUGGAAUGGACCUUUCGUCAUCAGAGCAUCGCAUGACUACGGAUCUAUCUUCGUUAAUUGUGAUGAUGACAAAUUGUCCCAGUGAGACAGAACUGGCUGCGUUGUCAGGAAAAUACGAUCCUAAGCCACUAGCAGCUGCAAUGGCACAGCAAUUGGCUACGGUACGAUGGGCGGUGGUGCACGAUGCAAUGAAAGUUUUAGUAAGGUUGUCUUAA
This is a messenger RNA of Penicillium angulare, 2259 nucleotides long. RefSeq lists its product as uncharacterized. Gene Ontology annotation, cellular component: chromatin. The transcript is spliced from 2 exons. Gene Ontology annotation, molecular function: DNA-binding transcription factor activity, RNA polymerase II-specific; RNA polymerase II cis-regulatory region sequence-specific DNA binding; zinc ion binding. Gene Ontology annotation, biological process: DNA-templated transcription; regulation of transcription by RNA polymerase II. The record is from RefSeq and is a predicted model, not a curated record. The coding region runs from base 1 to 2259 and encodes 752 amino acids. Lineage: Eukaryota; Fungi; Ascomycota; Eurotiomycetes; Eurotiales; Aspergillaceae.